Messenger RNA from Ilyonectria robusta, 414 nucleotides. RefSeq lists its product as uncharacterized. Gene Ontology annotation, cellular component: cytoplasmic dynein complex; cytoplasm. NCBI's taxonomy places the organism in Eukaryota, Fungi, Ascomycota, Sordariomycetes, Hypocreales, Nectriaceae. Bases 1 to 414 code for a protein of 137 amino acids. The transcript is spliced from 3 exons. Gene Ontology annotation, biological process: microtubule-based movement. Gene Ontology annotation, molecular function: dynein intermediate chain binding. The record is from RefSeq and is a predicted model, not a curated record.
AUGGCCGACUCAUCCAUUGCUAAUGGGCAAGACCCCCUUGAGGAGAAGCUGGGCCGUCUAUCGAAGAAGCCCGGCGUAAAGGCCAGCAUCGUUCUCGACCGAGCGACCGGUGCCAUUCUCAAGACCAGCGGGCAAAUCGACGAGCUCCAAACGACGAAAUCGCGAACCACAUCGACGGCCUCGUCCCUUUCGAGCGACACCACCGCUGUGCCGGAGGAGGACCAGCCACGAGGGGUAGAUCAGUUUGCAGCAAUGGUGUGGAACUUUGUGAACAACUCGGGAAGCCUUGUGCAAGAGCUGGAUACUGAGGACGAGGUGAAGCUUCUUCGGUUGCGAACACGGAAACAGGAGCUGGUGAUUGUCCCGGAUUCCAAGUACCUGCUCGUGGUGGUGCAUGAUACACCCCCGGCAUGA